AUGGCGGACAUACGCAGCAUCAGAGUUGCUGCCUACUUCUUCCUCUUCUCCUUGCUCGUGUCUCAGAGGCUUGGGUCUUGUGCUUCCAUCAAAGAGCAAGGGAGACCUCUUUUGAGAUUUGGAGAGAGCGUAGCAGACGAUCCUAGUGGAUCUUCGUCGAAUCGGGGAGCAAGUUGCUCGGAUGAUGGCAAGGUGGUGGCAUUGGGUGUUAUCCAGAGACGACUCCAAAGCCCAGAAGCAAAGGCACAUAAUGUUGAUCCUUCAUCUCCAUCCAAGUCUUUACCUCGCUGGGUAAUCUACAUAAUAGCCACCGGUGGAGCGCUUGUCUUUGUGGCUGUAGCUGCUGCCACUGUGUAUCUACUCUUCUCUCGUCGAAAGAAGGAUACCACUGUCAUGCCAUGGUCUACUGGACUCAGUGGACCACUCAGUAAAGCCUUCGUGGCAGGUGUUCCUUCUCUAGGAAGGGCAGAGCUACAGGCAGCCUGUGAGGACUUCAUCAACAUGAUCAGCUCCUCAUCCGACUGCACGCUGUACAAGGGAACUCUAUCAAGCGGAGUCGAAAUAGCAGUAGUCUCCACUUCAGUUAACUCUGCCAAAGAUUGGGCCGACAGGUCUGAGGAGCAAUUCAAGAACAAGAUAUCUGUUCUGUCCAGAGUGAACCAUAAGAACCUGAUGAACUUGCUUGGUUACUGCACGUGCGACGAGCCGUUCACAAGAAUGAUGUCUUCGAGCAUCUUCAUAUUAGUUAGAGAAGCAGAAGAUCUGGACUGGCCUGCACAGCUGCGCAUCAUCAUGGGAGUAGCAUACUGCCUGGAGCACAUGAUCCAGCUCGACCCUCCAGUGACGCCACCAACCCUGAGCUCCUCGUCCAUCUACCUCACUGAGGACUACGCGGCCAAGAUCUCCGACGCCGAGUUCCGGAAGGAGGACGACGGCGGCAAGGAGUACGCACAGACCGAUGACGACGUCGUGUACAGGUUCGGGAUCCUGCUGCUGGAGGUGAUCUCCGGGCGGCUGCCAUUCUCCGAGGACCACGGCCUGCUCGUCCUCUGGGCGUCGAGCUACCUGGACGGCAAGAGGCCGCUGCGUGGGAUGGUUGAUCCCACGGUGAGGUCGGCCGUGCCCGAGAAAGAUUUAGAGGCGCUGCGCGACGUCGUGAGGCUGUGCGUGCGCUCGGACGACCAGGAGAAGAGGCCGGCCAUGGGCGAGGUCGCGAGGUCGCGAGGACGCUGA
Messenger RNA from Miscanthus lutarioriparius, 1233 nucleotides. The record is from the annotation of a GenBank genome assembly. NCBI's taxonomy places the organism in Eukaryota, Viridiplantae, Streptophyta, Magnoliopsida, Poales, Poaceae.